AUGAAAUACGUACUUGUAUCCGGAGGUGUUAUCAGCGGUGUCGGCAAGGGCAUUAUUGCCUCGUCGACUGGCCUGCUGUUGAAGACUAUGGGAUUGAAGAUAUUCUUCGUGCUCGACGACGGCGGUGAAGUCGACCUCGACCUCGGCAACUACGAACGCUACUUGAACAUCACCCUGACUCGCGAGAACAACAUCACCACUGGCAAGAUCUACCAGCACGUCAUCGAAAAGGAACGUAGAGGAGACUACCUGGGUCACACUGUCCAGGUCGUGCCCCACGUUGUCGACGCCAUCCAGGACUGGAUCGAGAGAGUAGCAAAGAUCCCUGUGGACGACACAAACGAGGAGCCCGAUGUCUGCAUCAUCGAGUUGGGCGGCACCGUCGGCGACAUUGAGAGCAUGCCUUUCGUCGAGGCCAUGACUCAACUCCGUGCCCGCGCUGGAAGAGACAACUUCAUGCAGAUCCACGUCAGCUACGUCCCCCUGGUCCACGGCGAGCAGAAGACAAAGCCGACUCAGAUGGCCAUCAAGGCUGUGCGCAGUGCCGGUCUCAUCCCUGACCUUAUUGCCUGUCGUUGUGAGAACCCUCUGGACUCCGGCGCUCACCAAAAGAUUGCUCGCUUCUGCCAGGUCCCUCUUCCCCAAGUCCUCGUGGUCCGCGACAUGCCCAGCACAUACCAAGUCCCCAUCCUCCUUCAAGAACAAGGUCUUUUGCAGAGCCUGACCGAUGUCCUCCGUAUUGACGCCAUGACUAUCUCGCCAGCUCUUGCUGCCAAGGGUGCCGAAAUCUGGAAGAGCUGGAACAGCUUGGCCUCGGGCCUGGCCACUGUCACCGACGUUGUUGAGAUCGCUCUGGUUGGAAAAUACCUCGAGUGUCCCGACAGUUACCUCAGUGUUGUCAAGAGUGUUGAACACGCCGCCAUGAGAUGCAAGAAGAAGCUGAAGAUCGUAUGGGUCGACGCUGAGCAUCUUGAACCCGAGUCUGAGCGCGCAAAUCCCGCGGCAUACCACAGAGCCUGGCACGAUGUUUGCACCGCUUCCGGUAUUCUGGUCCCCGGUGGCUUCGGCCAGAGAGGUACCGAAGGUAUGAUGAAGGCUGCUCAAUGGGCCCGUGAGAACGGUACACCUUACCUCGGAAUCUGUCUUGGUAUGCAAAUCGCCGUCAUCGAGUUUGCCAGAAAUGUUUGCGACAUCCCCACCCCAAUCUCCACCAGCCAGGAGUUUGACGCUCGCGACGAGGAUCGUAUCAUUGUUUCCAUGCCCGAGCACCACCCUGGACAGCUUGGUGGUACCAUGAGACUCGGUCUGAGACCUACCCUGUGGCAGGCUGGCUCAGAGUGGAGUCGUCUGCGCGCUCUCUACGCCUCUAGCACAUCUGCCGAUGGCCAAUCUCAGAUCCUUGAGCGUCAUCGUCACAGAUACGAGGUCAACCCCAACUAUGUUUCUACCCUGGAAUCCAAGGGCUUGAACUUCAUUGGCAAAGACGAAACCGGUGUCCGUCAGGAAAUCAUUGAGCUCAAGGACCACCCCUGGUUUGUCGGAGUCCAGUACCACCCCGAGUACCUCUCUCGUGUUCUCCACCCCAGCAAGCCUUAUCUCGGAUUCAUUGCUGCCAGCGCGGGUAUGCUCGCCACAAUCACUGCUGAAAUUGCAGGUGCAGAGUCGACAAAGGCUUCGUUCUAG
Molecule: messenger RNA, 1683 nt
Organism: Aureobasidium subglaciale EXF-2481
Lineage: Eukaryota; Fungi; Ascomycota; Dothideomycetes; Dothideales; Saccotheciaceae
Exons: 4
Coding region: 1-1683 (560 amino acids)
Biological process (GO): pyrimidine nucleobase biosynthetic process; CTP biosynthetic process
Cellular component (GO): cytoophidium; cytoplasm
Molecular function (GO): CTP synthase activity; identical protein binding
Source: RefSeq, a predicted model, not a curated record